AUGCCUUCGCCCAGAAGAAGUCGAAGAGCAGCGCGAGCUCCAGCCCUGCUGAAGGCCCCGGCACCCAGCUGGUUUCCUCCCGGACAUCUGCAAGCUCUGCGGACCCAUGGGCAUGCUUCCUGCCCGGCCCCAAUCCUGCUGCCCCUGCAUCAUCCUACUGACCCUGGCAGACUGCUCCUGGCUCCCCCCAAACACAGCUGGGCCCCCAAAUUUCUCAUUAUCCAGCCAGAGUCUGUGAGGAGAGGCCUCACCCCCCGCACCCAACUGCCCACCACCCAGGGACUGUGUGACCUGGGGCGGCAGGCAGAGCAGGCUCCCAGAUGCUCAGCCGGCCUGCCCCAGACUGCCCAGCAUCCCACCCCAAAGCACCCCUUCAUCCACAUCUCAGCUGCUGGCAGGGAUAAGAGGAGGGUGGCCCAGGUCCCAAAGCCCUGCCUGGCUGCAGGUGCCAAGAAGCCCCUCCGAGCCAGCAACAGCAACCCUCCUGCUGAGGCCCAGGGGCUGGGCAGCCAGCUCCCUGAGACACGCGCCCCCUCAGACAUGGCCCCCGGCACUGUGCCCCCCAAGAGCAUGGCCCGCCGCCCACCCAGGCAGAGUUCUCAGCAGCCGGUGCCACCAGAAGAGGCAGGAGACAAAGUCCCCGCUGCCACCCGUCAGCGCUCCCUCAGCCUGUUCCUGGACCAGUGUCUCAAGUUCUGCCCGUCCACCCAGGAAGCCAUCGAGAAGGCGCUCCAGGAGGAGAAGGCUGCCUACCACCAGAGCCCCAGCAAGACCAAGUACCACAAGCUGACCCACAGCACCUUGCACAGGCUGUGCUGCCUGGCCCCCCGCCCUGGGCCCGGUCCCUGCAAAACCCUCAGCGCUGUGCCCCAGGACGUGGAUCUGGGGGGCAUGUUGGCCACCCAGAUCUGUUUCUCCCUCCAGCACCCGGCCAGCCCCCUCGGGGAGGAUCCUGUGAAAGGAGCCGCCCUGUACCUUCGCCUCAAGGAGCUCCUGCUCACCCAGGCCCAGCUGAAGGAGCUGGGCUUCCCCUUCCCCCACCCCAAGAGGCCCGGGGGCGCUGUCCUGUUCACCAACCAGGACAAGCCGCCCCCAGACCCCUCCUGCAGGCUCUGCUGCCGCUGUGGCACCCAGUACCUCGUGGCGCCCUCGGGCCACUGUGUGCAGCAGGAGGCAUGUCACUACCACUGGGGGCGGCUGCGCCCCACUCCAGCGCCCGGGGGCUGGCAGACCCAGUACACCUGCUGCUCCGCCGCCAUAGGCUCCCCUGGCUGCCAGGUGGCCCAGCAGCACGUGCGGGACGGCCGCCACGAGGACCUGCAGGGCUUCGUGCACACCUUUGCCAAAGACCUGCCCCCAGGCGCUCACCCCGGCAUCUUCGCCCUGGACUGCGAGAUGUCCUACACCACCGCCGGCCUGGAGCUGACCCGCGUCUCCGUGGUGGACAGCGCCGGCAGGGUGGUGUUCGACUCCUUCGUCAGGCCCCAGCGCCCCAUCGUCGACCACAACACCAGGUUCUCCGGAGUGACCGCGGCUCACCUGGCCCGCACCAGCGUCUCCCUGCGGGACGUCCAGGCCAUCUUGCUCACCCUCUUCAACGCCGACACCAUCCUCAUCGGACACAGCCUGCACAGCGACCUGCUGGCCUUGAAGCUCACCCACCGCACCGUGCUGGACACCUCUGUGCUCUUCCCGCACCACCUGGGCCUCCCCUACAGGCGCUCCCUGCGCAGCCUCGCGGCCCAGCACCUCGGACGCGUCAUCCAGGACGGAGGGCAUGGCCACAACUCCAUCGAGGACGCCAUCGCCUGCAUGCACCUGGUCAUCUCAAAGGUUGGACAAGACGCCCAGACCCAGCGCUCACUGCCGCCCAGGAUUUGA
Messenger RNA from Pipistrellus nathusii (Nathusius's pipistrelle), 1881 nucleotides. NCBI's taxonomy places the organism in Eukaryota, Metazoa, Chordata, Mammalia, Chiroptera, Vespertilionidae. The record is from the annotation of a GenBank genome assembly.